UUGUCUCCGCCCCUUUCCAUGGACGUAGUGAGCGAGUGGGCGCAUGCGUGGCCUCCAUAGGGCGGAUGGCAACGCCGUCUGUCCCCACGCCGCGGUACGAGCAUGUGGGGCCGGGGGGCCCUUUCCGGGACGUGUACGAGCCGGCUGAGGACACCUUCCUGCUGCUGGAUGCUCUGGAGAGGGAUGCGGCCCAGCUCCGGCAGGCGGGGAUCGACAUCUGCCUUGAAAUAGGGGCUGGGUCUGGUGUGGUUUCAGCGUUCUUAGCUUCCAUCAUUGGAGCCGGUGCGCUCUACCUAUGUACAGAUGUCAAUCCUAUGGCAGCUUACUGUACACUGGAGACAGCUCAGCUGAACAAUGUUCACCUUCAGCCAGUCAUUACUGACUUGGUCACAGGACUGUUACCAAGAUUAAACGGGAUGGUUGAUCUACUGCUCUUUAAUCCACCGUAUGUGGUAACACCUUCUGAAGAGGUGCAAAGCCAUGGAAUAGAGGCAUCCUGGGCUGGUGGCAAAAAGGGCAGAGAAGUAAUGGACAGAGUUUUUCCAUUGGUAGCAGACUUGCUUGCAACAGGAGGAUUGUUCUACUUGGUCACAAUUAAAGAAAAUAAUCCAGAUGAAAUUCUGGAAACAAUGAAGAAAUAUGGCUUAGAAGGUACACAGCUGCUUUCCAGACGAGCAGGACAAGAGAUGCUUACUAUCCUCAAAUUUAGGAAGCCUGGAUAACUGUUUCUAUUACAUAUACUAGGCAUGCCAAAGGUCGGAUACAGAAUACUGAAGUCAAAUCAUUUUCUAAGUCAGAAUUGGACAAAGUGCAUCUUUACUUCCUAAUUAUUGCAAUGGAACUGAUCAAGACUCUCCUUAUUUUUAUUCUGGAUGUCAACCAGCUUUUAUCUGGUUGUCAGCUACAGCUGUAUUCUGGCUACCUGCAGGUGACUGCAGGCCAGAACGAGUGAACUGGAAGAUACCAUAACACAUCACAUUUUGCACUUCACUACUUUUACAAGAAGGAGUUUGUGUAUUUAUUUUUGUGGCUUAUUAAAAGGACAUAUGUGAUGUAACAUUGCCCAUUUUAAUAGCUAAUCUGUUCCUCUGUUGGGUUUAAGUGAAAAUUUGGUAUCGGUGUUACUCAUUUUGAUGUAAUAUAAGGCACAGCUCUCGUAGAAACUGAUCUUUAAGGUUCUGCGUGAACAGAACUGUAAAUGAUUAGUUAGCUCUUUUCAUGGGGACUAAAGCCACAAGUUUGGGUCAUUUGUUUUUAUUUCUUGUCAGAUACUGAGGCUUUAGAACAAUGACUCUGUGUGACUUCAGAGCUAAACGUAUAACUGGCUGGUUAAAACUUCAGAAGGUUGUGUUUGGAUAUGACUACCCAUUAACACUCAUCUGGGAGACUGAAGAAAGGCUUUGGACAGGCUGAACACCAUGUAAGAAAUAAAAGCAUAGGGCACGUUAGCAGAAAUGUCCAACUACAAACCUAGAUAGGCCAGCUGAGGAGGAGACAUUUUCCUUGUACUAUGCUGAAGAGCACGCAGUACACAGUGGUGAUUGUUCUGCAUCCUAAGAUCACUACUUCCCAACUCUGAAGACUACUGAAAAACAAACACUGCAAUUCAAUUCAAGCACAGCUAAUGCAUUCCUUUCAAAUAAUGUGUUUUGUUGUGGGGUAUUUUAGUCAGUGUGGUUUUUAUGUAGAUUAAUAUGAAUGUGAGCAUGAACACCCAGAAGCAUUUAGACAGAAGAUUCAGUUAUGUCAAGGAUAUUACCUGAUGUUUAAGUACAAGAAUCCCUAAAUAACAAAGUCUCACUGACUGAGGUGAGGCUACAGUCAUCUUUGAUUCUUAACUUCAGAAUACCUUGUCUAAGGAACAGCAGAGGUAAGAAGCUGAGAUGAAACUUUGUGACCACUUGUGAAAUUACAUAAUUCCAUAGUCUCUUUCUAGUGAUGAAUUUAAGCAAUUUAUGUCUCCUUCACUGUAAGGAGGUUCUCUACUCACUGAUAUUGCUUUUAUGCCAAAUUAUGUUUUUGUGUUAUAGCUGUAGUGCCGUUCAUCCUUAAGACCACUCUUGGUUCUGUUAGACAAACUACACAAUUAAACCAAUCAGACUCAUAGAGAAUUUGCCAGUUUGGGUCUGAAUGAGUAAA
Coturnix japonica (Japanese quail) is the source of this 2139-nucleotide messenger RNA. It is a transcript of the gene HEMK2, whose product is annotated as HemK methyltransferase 2, ETF1 glutamine and histone H4 lysine. The record is from RefSeq and is a predicted model, not a curated record. Gene Ontology annotation, cellular component: eRF1 methyltransferase complex. Gene Ontology annotation, biological process: methylation. Gene Ontology annotation, molecular function: nucleic acid binding; S-adenosylmethionine-dependent methyltransferase activity; protein methyltransferase activity. Lineage: Eukaryota; Metazoa; Chordata; Aves; Galliformes; Phasianidae.